AUGAGCAACGUAAAGACCACAAAUUGGCUCAGAAAGUCUUUCUCAUGCUUGAACUCUUGGGUAAAAGCAACCGACAAGUUUGGUGUGCCAGUCAGUCUUAACUUCAAAGGGGAAGACUCUUUUAAGACAACAGUUGGAGGCAUAUUCUCCUUGAUCUCUAUGCUCCUCCUGAUGAUGUACACUAUUUUAGAAAUGAGGCUAGUAAUCACAAAAGGGAAGACAAGCAUCAAUAGCAACAUUGUUUCUAGAAACUUAUUUGAAAGCAAAGAGACUUAUCAAAUUGCGAAAGAUGGCUUUAUGAUAAGUAUGGGUGGAAAUACAGCUACACUUGAGGAUCCAACUUAUUUUAACUUUCAAUACAAGAACAGAAUUAUUGAGAACGAGCUUAUCGGGGGACCUAAAAUCAGAUAUGAAGAUGUUGAAUACUCUACAACUCUUUGUGGUGAUAAAUUUGAUCAGUUUAUUGACAAAGAGACUGCAACAAGAUUAAGCAUGCACUUGACUCUUUGCCCUAAUUCAAGUGAUUGGAGAAUUGGAGGAUCCCGGACAGGGUAUCAGUUUAGUGCAUUCAUUGGAACAAUUAAAAGAUGCUCAAGUAAUUUAUCAGGAUUUUGCAAAUCUGAAAACGAAAUCAAUGAUAAAAUAAAUUCUCAAAAAUUUUUCGUGGCAAUAUCGAAUUACUACUUCGAUGUUGAAGAUUAUGAUAACCCAGUGAAUGUUACAUUUGAAGAUGAGUUUAAUUACUCUCUUAUCAAAGAAAUGACUGUUGAAAAGACUCUAAGGGUAAGAAUAAAUAAAGCAUAUGAUUACACCAACAUAUGGUAUCCUUCCAAUCCCAAAGAGUAUACGUAUUACUCCAUAGAGUCUGUGAAAGAUGAUCUUCAAGCAGAGGAUGGAAGUGGAGACCUUGCCAGAAUCAAUAUAAUUUUGGACAAGAACUAUAAAAUUGUUGAACGCAAAGUCUAUACUUUUUAUGACAUGCUAGGACAAGUUGGAGGAGUUAUGGGCAUUAUAUACUCUCUUGGCUCUGUUUGAGUGAACAUCUUCUCUGGAAAAAUAUAUAUCAUGACAUUGCUAUCAUACUUUUAUAAAGUGGAAAGAAGGCCUGAUACCCAAAAAGUAGCACCUUUACAAAAAAUCAGUCCUCAAAAGCUCAAUUCUUUUCAUGAAAAUUUGAGCAAAAAUGAAAUUAAAGAAGAAGACAAGUUUGAUGAUUCUGAAUGUAACAUCAAGGGUAGGACUUAUGAAGACAUCAACCUAAAUAAAAUAUCUCAGCUUAAACACAAGCUGACUUCACUGCAAUUCUAUAAAUAUUCUUGCUUAGAUCUGUUCUACACCAUUUUCUGUUGCUCAAAAUUCAGACGGAAGAGGUCCAAGGAGACAUCUUUGUACAAACAAUAUAAAGAUUAUACUUGAGGAAGAGAGAAGAUUACUCAAGAGCUUGACUUGAUUUCAAUCAUUGACACGAUGAGAACAGUUCAUGUCCUUUCAAAUAUUAUUCUUGACAAGAAUAAAUAAAGUUCUUGUUCAAAACCAACCGGUAAACAUAUGAUCCAAUACCAAGAAGAAUAUAAAAUCAGAUUAUCCUAAAAAUGAAGAGAAAAUAGAACAAGAGAAGAAUAUUGAAAGCCAGUUGGAGGAACUUAAGAAUUUAGAAGAAGAAUUAUGGGAAGAUCCUAUCUCUCAGGAACUAUUCGAUAACAUAAUCCAAACACAUGAAGUCUGAGAAACACGAAAUACUGCCAAAAAUAAGCACUUAAAGAACUUAAUAUCUGAAGAUUUCCAGUUACGGAAAGAAUCAUAA
This is a messenger RNA of Moneuplotes crassus, 1804 nucleotides long. Lineage: Eukaryota; Ciliophora; Spirotrichea; Euplotida; Euplotidae. The record is from the annotation of a GenBank genome assembly.